Molecule: messenger RNA, 1948 nt
Organism: Danio rerio (zebrafish)
Lineage: Eukaryota; Metazoa; Chordata; Actinopteri; Cypriniformes; Danionidae
Gene: pgls
Product: 6-phosphogluconolactonase
Biological process (GO): carbohydrate metabolic process; pentose-phosphate shunt, oxidative branch; pentose-phosphate shunt
Molecular function (GO): 6-phosphogluconolactonase activity
Source: RefSeq, marked validated
CUCGCUGUGAUUGGAUGUUGGUCAGAUCGCACGAGGAACUCUUGAAGGUAGCCUGCUAAGAAAACAUUCCGCGAGAGUGAUGUCUGGAAGGAGAGUGUUGGUUUUUUCUUCAGUGGGGGAGCUCGGGUCUAGUCUGGCUCAGCUGCUGUCCUCUCGAGCAGAAAAAGCUCUGAGCUCCGGUGGAAGCUGCUUUUCUCUGGGUCUUUCAGGAGGGAGUCUGGUUUCUAUACUGAGUAAAGAACUGCCUGCUGUACCAAACCUGGACUGCAGCAAGUGGCUUAUUGGCUUCUGUGAUGAGAGACUUGUGCCAUUCAGUGAUCCAGAGAGCACUUAUGGAUUAUACAAGAAUCAAUUAUUUGGGAAAAUCAACAUUCCAGAAGAAAGGAUUUUAGCCAUAGAUCCUUCUUUACCUGUGAAAGAAUGUGCCGAGGACUAUGCCAGCAAACUCAGCAAGGCCUUUAGCACAGAGAAGAUUCCAGUGUUUGAUGUCUUGUUGCUGGGAAUGGGACCAGAUGGACACACUUGCUCUCUCUUUCCAGAUCAUCCAUUAUUACAGGAGCGUCAGAAGACAGUGGCCCCUAUCUCUGAUUCCCCCAAACCGCCCCCUCAGCGAGUCACUAUGACGUUACCCAUGGUUAACGCCGCUCGAUGUGUGGUGUUUGUGUCGACCGGCGGCAGCAAAGCCCCUGUACUGAAGCAUGUGUUGGAGGGUGGUGAAGGGCCUGCUCUUCCAGCAGCUCUGGUUUCUCCUGACCAAGGAGAGCUUUUCUGGCUCCUGGAUGAACCGGCUGCUGCCUCACUCACGUCUCCAGUUGAGAGGCCUGGUCCUGGAGCUAAACUUUAAACUCAGCACACUGAACUUGUAGAAACACAGGCUAGUAUUUAGAGCUGUGGCGAAAAUUAUUUGAGAAAAUGAUUCUGCAAAUUUCAAAACGCACCACUACUUUCUCUUAAAACGGUUCUGAGCUAUGUAACAGUAGAUGUGCUCUAUGCCAGUUUUUAACAGCAGAUGGGGCUCUAGGUUAGUUUUUAACAAUACACUCAAAUGUACACAAAAAAAAACUAUUGUGAGAUUUCAUUGAGACAACCUUUUUAAAUGUUCAAAUUAUAUACAUUUGUUAAAAAUGUUAAGUUAACUUAAUCAAUUUGUGUUGGGACAACAUGAAUGAAUUGUGUGGAACCCUGCAUUUUUUUACAGUGUACAGCUUGGUUUGUAUGUCAUGACAAUAAUGUAAGCACAGCUCACUAUGAACAUUCUUGUACUUUGCUUAAAUCUUUUCUAACUUCCCUUAUAAUUAUUAUAGGCUGGACUGGUAUUUGUAAGGAAUUGGAUACAAGCAAAGUAUGGCUGUUUGUAAAAGCAUUCAGCGCCAUCUGCUGUUAAAAACAGCCUACAAUCUAUUCAACAAAGAAUAUCAAUGCUUUUUAAACAUUUAUUUCUCUAAUAAUAUUCACCGCCGCUCUACUGGGAUUUCUGUGGAGUCCCUAAACAGCACUGUUUAAGAAGUUGUUAUCUUAGCACUUAUGAAAAUUAAUCAUCACAAAGGUAAUUACUGCAGUUACUUCUACUAUUGUAUUACUGUUAUACACUGCAAAAUGAUUCAUUGGAAGGAAAAAAUAUAAAUUAGUUGCAAACAAUUGAUAUUGGCUGAUUUUGAAUAAACAAAUCGAACUGAGUAAUGUUUAACUUAAUUUGUUUAAAUUCAGCCCAUUUAAAUUGUUUGCAACCACUUACCUUAAAAUAUGUAAAUCCAAUUAAUCAUUUUUUUCAGUGUCGGAUCUUUAAUGAUUUUAAUAAUCUGUCAUUUGAUAUUGUUCACUAUUUUCACAUUAGUUAUGUUACAGCAACAAUAAACAUAAAUGUUGUUAUUUUGAAGAAACACAUUGUUGCCAUUGUACUUUUGUCUAUAGAUGCAAUGUUUUAUUAAAAAACUGCUGAAAAUGUGAA